GGCGACGCAGGCUGAAGAAAUUAAGUGAGAGGAGGACGGGAAAUGUUCGUGGCAUAGACCGAACGACAUCUCCGAGCAAGACUUGAGCAGAAAGGUAGGCCGAGAGGAGAGAAGGAGAAAAAGCGUCGGCGGCAUGACUUCGCCAGAGGCCGGGGCUGCUCUUUCUGCCGCUGCCUCUGAUCCUCACGCGCCCGUCGUUGAUGUAGCCUCGGACGGAAUGUUGGGGGCGAAAGAGGGUGCGGAUUCGACUGUGCCUAAGGUGGAGGCUGUGGCUGCUGCCGCCUCUGCAGUGGCUGUGUCUGAUCCCGGAGUGCCCGUCGUGGAUAUCCCCCCGAAUGAAAACAUCACCUCGGAGACUCUCGCUGAUAAGACCAUAGGAGAGGUCGCAAAGGACGAUAUGCUUAUUGAAGACGCCCCCGAGGAGGCGGCUGCUGCUGUUGAUGGAAUGACCGUCGAGACUACCACUGUCACUACUACUGAGGUCACCGAGGUCGUUACCACCACCGUCGUGGCUGCAGAGCAAGUGACGAUGGAAGUCACUACUGAGACAAGUUUAGGAAAGAGGGAGAGAGAAGAGACUGAGAAUGGGGAUGACGAUUCGAAGAGAUUGAAGGCUAAUGACAAUGGCAAGGAGGAGAAGGACCCAGUUGCGCCUGUAAAGCUCGGUCCCAAACUCUUCCACUCGGGGAUUGAGAUGUUCACCUACUUCUACGAUCUUUUGCACGGCUGGAUCGCCAACGUGGAUAUCAACAAGUACGAGCAUAUGGUACUUGCCGAUCUGAUAACGAAGGGCCAUCGAGACGCAGAGUCCAAGGUCGGUUCGGGGAUUAAAGCGUUCCAAAUUAGAUUCCACACCGGAUGGCAUAGUAGAUGUUAUUACCUUGUCCGAACAGACGGCUCGGUGGAAGAUUUCAGUUAUCGCAAGUGUGUCGAUAGGCUCAUGCCCCUGCCGGAGUCUCUUUUCUCUCCAUCUGGUGAUCUUAUCGUAGAAAAGCUUUUCGGCUCCUCGGACAAGGACAAGUGGGACAAGAAAGGCAAAGGUAAGGGAGGUGCGGACAACGGUGAAAGGGAAGGAAAAGGUUAUCAAGGUAACAAGGGAAGGGGAGGCGGCGGUGGAUGGCGAGGAGGCAGGGGUGGUGGUGGUGGUGGAGGUGGGCGUGGCAAAAGAUGGUGAUCAGUUGGUUGCUCGACUUCCAAAUUGUCUGUCCUCACCCCCUGCUACGUAGGUAUAUUUCAAGUGGUUGCUCUGGUAGGUGGUAGAUCCUGCGCGCAUGCGAGAGCAUGAAACAGGGAUGUGCAGACUGGGCGAUGAGGCGCACACCGCCAUCACACCGGUUCUACAUGGCGUCUGUCGUCCUCGUAAUCGAGAGUCCCCAUCAUCUCGAUACUGUUCGCAGAAGCCGCCCGACUGAGGCGCCGGGAGACUCUUCAGACGCAGAGUUGGCGUACAGCAGCUAUGCUGAGGAUUUAUCCUCGUCCCCAUGCACGGCUUUAGUCUUUCUGCGUACAUUAGUCUCGCCGGCCUUUAUCUGCCCACCAGGUCGCCACGCAAUUUUGAGCCGGGCUUGAGUUCUCCAAGAAAUAUGUGAAUCGUUCUGUGUGAUCAGCUUGUGGCGGAAUUCGCCACAUUAAUCAGAGCUUCAAGCCCUUAUAUUUUGUCA
Molecule: messenger RNA, 1661 nt
Organism: Marchantia polymorpha subsp. ruderalis
Lineage: Eukaryota; Viridiplantae; Streptophyta; Marchantiopsida; Marchantiales; Marchantiaceae
Source: the annotation of a GenBank genome assembly